Messenger RNA from Ogataea polymorpha, 3553 nucleotides. RefSeq lists its product as uncharacterized. The record is from RefSeq and is a predicted model, not a curated record. The coding region runs from base 1816 to 2532 and encodes 238 amino acids. Gene Ontology annotation, molecular function: phosphatase activity. Lineage: Eukaryota; Fungi; Ascomycota; Pichiomycetes; Pichiales; Pichiaceae. The transcript has a single exon.
AGAUAUUCAUCAUGAAAUAUAAAAAGUAUUAUUUCUGAUCCGACAUCUUUUUUUUGCGUCGCGUCGAUUAAUCACUAUCCGUUAACUAUUUCUUGCAAUUUUGCGUGCAAGUCCCCCAAGUCGUAGCUGGUUUCAUUGUCUUUACGCGGAGCGACUCCAAUACACUCAAUUCCCAGUUCCCUAAUUCGUUCGGUGUCUACAUCAAUCUCUUUGGAGGGAUUGAGGUGAACUAAAUGUGUAACGAAGGAGGAGUAGGAAAGCGUUGUCUGACAUUUCACAUUUCGUCUCUCGCAGCUUGUCUUCAUUGAAUAUACCAGGGCCUUGUGUACAGCUUCUAUAAAACCAAGGGCAUCUAAUGACUGUGUUUCACGAUCCAGUGUCCCGUUGAGUAGCAGUAUUUUUUUCUUGUUGCUGUUCUCGAGUAUAGCUUCUCCGACUCCUUGUAGAAUAAGAACAGGUAUGAUAGAGGUCAUCAAAGAUCCUAUGGAGUACACAAUCACAUCGCAAUUUGACACGCAUUGAAGAACACGAGAUUGAGCCACAGGAUAUAUUUCCUCACCAUAUGGAGAGAUAUAGAAAAUUCUGUCUAUCGGUGCUGGUAGCGGAGCCGUGUCAUCUUUAUCCACAUGCAACUGAGACUUUUUGAGGUCUGGAUGAAUGUAACUUGGCACUGCAAACUCACUUUCAUCUUCGCUAUCAGAGUCUAGAGUAUGAUUAGGUUCGACUUGGCUGGAGACUCCGUAUAAAAUUGCCUGGCUACCUAAUUUAUCAGCUGGAGCUGUAAAAUGCACAUUAUCCAAAAAUGAUGAAUACGUGCGAGACGGAGAAGCUUGUCCUGAGGGGACUAUUGGGGGUGGAUGUAUUAAAGAAUUGGAUCUCACAAUAGGAAAAGAGGAUCCUGAUUGAUUGCUGUCUUUAUUAACCUGUGGUUUCGAAGGGUGUGAAAUCUGUGACUGUCCUGUAAUGAUUGUACCAUCUUUGAGUAGGGCACUUAUGUGAUACGUGAAAUUUGUGUUGAGACACGGGAUAACUUGGAGUCUGGAGGAAACUCUUGCAACGCGUAGAAUUAAUUCUACUGCGGAAUCCAAAGAUCCACAGAAGAGUCUUGCACCAGUGAGAAACAAAUUGCCAAUGCUAGCAAGUUCAAGUCUGAAAUUCUUUGUGCUAUUCCGUGACCGUUUCAGAAUCUCCAUGUGAACGUGGAUCAGAAAACUUCUAAUGAGCUCUUUACAUGCCGGAUCCACGUCUGACCACAAGUCGUGAGAGCCUUCCACUAUUGAUCCCCAUUCCAACUUGGCAUCCGUAGAUUUGCUGGAGAGCCUGUGGGAGAGCAAGUUGCGGAUUCCUUGGCUUUCGUUAGGGAUAAGUCGCACUAUUCUUGACCUGAGGUCUCCAACAGAGCAACCACCUAACACUCUUAUAAUCUCUGAUGUAGAGCCACCAUUAUCUGAAACAGGCAAAAUGUGCGAGACAGAGGCAAUUUGUCCCCCAGUUCCUAAUAGAUCUUGGAAAACAUCUAAGAUUGUGUUCGUGGCCGUGCCCCCUGAAACUACAGCCACGUUCACCAUUAGAAGGUUCUAAUCAAAUAAUGUAAACUUUUUUUUGUGAUUGUCAGCCAUCAGGAAAUUCUCAGAUCUGGGAACAAAUGUCAGCUCUCCCUAAUUGAAAGUUUGAGCUUAGUAGAUGCUGCUAUCUCUUCAAUAGUGCGUAGGCUCCACGUGUCACAGGCAUUCAACUCCAUAUCACAAACACCUUUGCACCAGAGUUCUCUAACUCCAUCUCUCCAAGGAACUGAUUUUUAGUUUUCAGCAAAUAAUGUCUCCUCCUGCUAUUGUAUUCACCGAUUGGGAUGGCACAGUAACCCUUCAAGACUCUAAUGACGUUUUGACCGACAACCUUGGUUUUGGUUACGAGAAGAGAAAGGUUUUGAAUGACCGCAUGCUAAAUGAGACCCUUUCUUUCAGAGAGGGUUUCGACGAGAUGCUCCGGUCGAUUCCUGCAAACGGUCAUUCUUUCCAAGAGUGCGUUGACUACUUACUUCAGAACAUUGAGUUGGAUCCUGGGUUUAAAGACUUUUAUCAUUGGUGCCACGAACAAGGAAUUCCCCUUUACGUUAUCAGCAGCGGCAUGUCCCCAAUCAUUGAGGCUUUGUUGAAGAAGCUUCUCGGCCAGCAAGUGAUGGACCACGUGACCAUUAUUUCCAAUGGUGUGGAAAUCAAUGGCAAUGAUUGGCAUAUUGUUUAUCGUGACGAUACUCCAUUCGGACAUGACAAGGCCGCGUCCAUCAAGCAGUGUCUUGAAAACUACGAUCUUAGUAAGAGGCCAUACCUAUUCUACUGCGGUGAUGGAGUUUCCGACCUGUCUGCUGCAAAGUCCUGCGAUCUGUUAUUUGCGAGAAGAGGGAAAGAUCUAGUUACUUUCUGUAUUAAGCAGAAGAUCCACUUCACUCAAUUCGACUCCUUUAAGGAUAUACUGAGCAAUGUUCAGAAGAUCGUUUCUGGUGAAAAGAAACUGGAGGAUUGCUUUGAAUAGAGUUGAUAGAUCAUUAAUACACAGAAUUGCUGUCAAUAAAUAUACAUUGCUUGAUGCUAGCUGAUAAGAACCCACAUCAAAAAGAACAGUAUUAGUAUCCCAAAGAUCUUCACCAUCAGCCACCUAUUACUGGUUACGGUGUUGUAGUACUUCAGAAGUUCCCUCUGUGCUCCGCUGAUGUUGAGACUAAUGUCUUCAACGUUGUUGUCUAUUCUUUGAAUAACCUCGCCCUGCUCUUGAACCAUUGUGGCUAAUUGCUGGAACAAACCACCAACUUCAUUAAUCGUAGACUCAAUUGCCUCCACUGCUCUAUUUCUUUCCUGCAGGUAUUGAUUACUUUGUUCCUCAAGUAGCAUGAGUUGCUGUGAUUGAUCUGGUAUAGACAGAUAGUCCUGACUUGGUACCGACACAUCUGGAUCUUGUUCCAUCGAAGAUAGGAAAGGAUUGUCCGAAAUUUGUGUUCCUUUCUUUCGCAAAGCGUAUGGCAGCACUUCGUUGCUUUUGCCAUUUACUCCCGUGUCUUUGAGCGAUCCAUUUACAGAGGCAAGUAGUUGUUCUUGGCGGGACUUUUUGGCUAGCUCAUUGCGCUGUCUAGUUUGCAAAACCUCUUUAAAUGUUUCGCUAACGUUUUUCACUUUCGUGUUCAACAACUGCACAACAUUCUUAGUAUAUGUGUUAAUUUGAUUAUCACCGGAUGACUUGGCUACGCUCGAUUGUUGAAGUUCUUUCAACGAUCUUUCGAUCUUAAAUAUGUCUUGCUUGACAACAUAUGUCAACUCAAUCAUAUCGGUGGGUUUAUCGUUAAAUAGUUGUUUCUGCUUUGCAAGUGCUGCCAGCUUCGCUAAAGAACUGGUGACUCGUGCAAUGUCUUUUGCGAUAAGACCAGCCUUCUUGGUAAACUCGCUCCGCUGAGAUUUUGUGGGACCAUUAUGCGUAGUCGCUGUGGAAUUUUUGUUGUGAUUUUGCUUAUUGAAAGUUGCCACACACUGGAGAAACUCAAGAGUUCUAUCUUGGACGUUAG